UUACUCCUAAUCAACUAGAUUAGGCCGGAAGAACUCGUUGGAACUUUUGCCUUUCGGAAGCUGGAGAAGAAAACUGGGACUCCAUAAUUGCUACUGUAAUUGAGGAGCAGAGUCGAUAAUCUCUCCCCUGCGAGCCAUGGAUGAAGAAUUACUGGCAUUGCAGAAACAAUUUGAGUUCGCUCAACAAGUUAAAUCAAGUAUUCGAUUAUCCGAUAGAAAUAUCGUCGAAUUAGUCCAGAAACUUCACGAUCUUCAAAUCAUCGAUUUUGAUCUCCUCCACACUGUUUCCGGCAAAGAAUACAUCACUCCUGAACAACUUCGCCUAGAAAUAUUAGCUGAAGUUAGGAGGCUAGGGCGUGCUUCUUUGAUUGAUCUUACGGACAGUAUCGGUGUUGAUUUAUAUCAUGUUGAGAGACAAACUCAAGUUGCAGUUUCCGAUGACCCCGAGCUUAUGUUAAUUCAAGGGGAAAUUAUAUCAAAUUCUUACUGGGAUGCUAUGGCUGAAGAAAUCAAUGAAAGACUUCAGGAAUGCAGUCAGAUUGCCGUGGCUGAGCUUGCUGCACAGUUACAAGUGGGUUCCGAGCUCAUAUCUUCAAUGUUGGAGUCACGGCUUGGGACUUUGGUCAAAGGUAGACUUGAAGGUGGACAACUGUAUACUCCUGCUUAUGUUGCACGUGUAAAUGCAAUGGUUCGUGGGGCUGCAAGGGGUAUAACAGUUCCUAUGAAUUUGUCUGCCUUGUGGAGCUCUUUGCAGCAGCUACUACAGGGAAUGAAUGGUUCAACUGGCGUGGCUGUGGACAAUUCAUUUUUCCAGACAUUGUUCAACGGGUUGCUGAAGGAGGUGGAAAUGCUUGGUUCUCUCCGUGCUGGAGUGCACUGGACACCUGCUGUUUUUGCUUCUGCUCAGAAGGAAUUUGUGGAUUCAUUCCUUUCACAGAAUUCCUUCAUAAGCUAUGACUCUCUUCACAAAUUAGGAAUUCCCCAGCCCAUGCAGUACUUACAGUCCAGGUAUCCUGAAGGUAUUCCUUUGGUAACCAUGUUUAUCCACCCCUCGAUGAUUGAGAUGUUAGAUGCAGCUUUAGAGGAUGCUAUUGAACGUAAUAGCUGGAUUGAUUCUCUUACAGUGCUGCCCUCUUUGUGUGACUCACGAGAUGCAUAUAAGAUUUUGUCCUUGUGCCCAUCUGUACAGUCAGCACUUAAGUUCAAUAGAGCACUCGUUGUGGGAGAGUCCUAUGUUCUUAGUGAUGGCUUUAUCAAGGAUGUCUUUACUCGACUCGAUAAAGAGAUGCAAACUUCAAUUCCUCUAUCUUGUGAUGCUGGAUUGGGUGAUGAGAAGAAUCUGACCAAGGAAAGCAAAGGUGGAUAUGGCACAGGCAGGUUGUCUGAGUCAAAUAAUACCAGUACUGAGAGCGGAAAUAGGCCAGCCAUUGAGAAAAGUUCAAAGAAGAAGAAAGGAAAAUUUUCAGGGAAUAGUAGGAGUACUGAAAGUGAUUUGGAUAAGCAAGAGCCUAAUCCUUCAAAAUCUAAGAAAAACCAGAAGAAAGGCAAGGACACUUCAACAUCACAUGUUUCAGAGUCCAAAAGAUCAAAAGAAGACAGUGUCAGUGUUCCUUCAGAGGAGUGGAUAAUCAGUAAGAUACUAGCUUUGGUUCCUGAGUUGGAAGAGCAAGAUGUGGAUGAUCGUGAGAAGAUUCUUAAACCCUUGGCAAACCAUUUGAGACCUGCGCUGGUCACUUCAUGGAAUGAAAGAAGACAAUCAAUGUUAGCUGAAAAUUCAGAUAGAAUGAAACGUCUUUUUGAUAACACGCAAAAGAGUUUUGACGAGUCUUUUUUGAACAUGCAGCUUUAUGAAAAAGCAUUGGACUUAUUUGAAGAUGACCAAACAACAUAUGUUAUACUUCACAGACAUUUAUUAAGAACUACUGGAGCUUCAAUCGCUGACAUGCUUUUAUUUAACUUGGAUGUCUACAACAAAUUGAAGAAUGGAAUUCCAGUUGAAAAACCUCAAAUUUCGGAGCCUGUUUCUCUUGGUUCUGGCGAAAGGAACUCCCUUGCAAAGAGCUUGCGAGGUUCACUUUCAGUCAAGGCUGUCUCUUUGGUGGAAUCUUUGGAAGGAAAGCAAGUGGACAUGUUCAUGACUGCAUUGUCAACAUUGGUGGAAGAAAGUGGAUUAUUUUUGAAGAAGCUUGAUAAAAAGUUGGAAAAGUCGCUAUUGCAUUCAUAUCGCAAGGAUCUCACAUCUCAGGUAUCUAUGGAAACUGACCCAGUUUUACUUCUACCGAAAGUCGUCUCUUUGCUUUACUUGAAGAUUCACAAUAAAGCUCUCCAGGCUCCAGGAAGGGCAAUGUCUAUUGCUGUUUCUCGGUUAAAGGACAAGUUAGAUGAUUCAGUAUUCAAAACCCUAAUGGACUACCAUUCUGCAACAGUGACACUUUUAGCAUUGAUGUCAGCUUCUUCUAAUGAUGAGGAUGAGUUUGCAUCACAAAGGAUCACAACCAAGAAGGAGCUUCUUGAGAGCCUAAUGCCGACUUUGAAGGCUUUAAUUCUGGGAAGUUCCCAACCUCAAGGCGCAAGCUGAGUACUCUAGUGUACAUGAGUAAUAAUGUAAUAUUAGAAAGAUCUUGUUAACAGGUGCCCCUGCGCCCUGUGGUAUUUGACAAGUCUGAUAUAGAUAAUACUUCACAGUUUCAAACUACUACGCUAGGUGACCUGUAUCGAAUCAAAUUCAUUAACCAUUUAAUUUUGACACUUUC
This is a messenger RNA of Spinacia oleracea (spinach), 2753 nucleotides long. RefSeq names its product E3 UFM1-protein ligase 1 homolog. Gene Ontology annotation, molecular function: UFM1 ligase activity. The record is from RefSeq and is a predicted model, not a curated record. Lineage: Eukaryota; Viridiplantae; Streptophyta; Magnoliopsida; Caryophyllales; Amaranthaceae. Gene Ontology annotation, cellular component: endoplasmic reticulum membrane. The transcript is spliced from 20 exons. Gene Ontology annotation, biological process: regulation of proteasomal ubiquitin-dependent protein catabolic process; protein K69-linked ufmylation; response to endoplasmic reticulum stress. Bases 137 to 2578 code for a protein of 813 amino acids.